UCAUGUGAUUGUACGGGAUUAUCGAAAUAAGGAUAAAUGGAUUAACGGACAGAUUAGAUCAAAAUUAGGACCGUUAUCUUAUGAAGUCACCACAGAACAAGGAAGUGUGUGGAAAAGACACUUCGAUCAAAUGCGCGAUUCAAAACCGAAACCUGAUGAACAGUGUUCUUUAAAUGACCCUAUGGCAGAAAUAUGUGAACAACAAGAGUCUGUAACUUCUGACUCAAACACGCCAUGCAGCGAGUCUCCGGCCAGUACACACAUAGAAAACACGCCAUGCAGCGAGUCUCCGGCCAGUACACACAUAGAAAACACGCCAUGCAGCGAGUCUCCGGCCAGUACACACACAGAAAACACGCCAUGCAGCGAGUCUCCGGCCAGUACACACACAGAAAACGUGACGUCCGAACAACCGUUAAAUAAACAUUAUCCGAUGCGUGUGCGAAAACAAACCAAAAGACUCAUUGAAGAGUGUUGACUUUGUACAUAAACAUUGUAACAUUAACAUAAUCUGAUGAACUUUAAUUAUCAAUUAAGUAGAAUAGUUUUGUUUUCUUUUGAAUAUUACAAAUGUUUUAUGUUCAUAAAAUAGAAGGGAGGAAUUGUCAUAUAUGUAUUAUUUUAAAGUUCUAUAUUCCAAAGUUCACACCUGCAUCUCCAACAUAAAUAAAACAAUGUUAGGAUAGUAAUUGAUUCUGACAGUCACUAAUGGGUAACCUAUUAAAAGCGCUGACUCUCCAGAACUUGAUAUUUGAUACUCUGUGAAACUCUUGUAUUGUCAGUUAAUAAAAUGUAGCCACAGUGAACAGACGUGUUUGUAUAGAUUCAUACACAACAAAGACCACCAGAAAGAAGGGAAGAACAAGAGGACACAGAGUGUGAAAGACCACAAAAAAGAAAGAAAGAACAAGAGAGACCUCCAUUCAGAAGCAAAGAGUUAACCAAUGAUCAAUUCUCAUUGUUACCAAUAAUCAAGGCUUCCCACCAUGUUCUCCCAAAAUCAAGCAGGACACCCGAUACCAUGUUUGUGGGGAGGUCCUUUAUAGAAAGGACUUUUAUUCGUUAUUGAACAACAACUGGCUGAAUGAUAAGAUGGUCUGUCCAUCUGUGGACAUUUCUUUCCAGACUAUAUCUGUGAGGGUAAUCAAUGCAUUUUUGGCUUUGCUGAUGAGGAUGAAUAAUGCAAAUGAUUCCCAUCACAUAUUUGCAUUACCUUCGUACCUGGCAGUUCUUUGGGAGAAUGGCAGAUUUAACUGGCUUUAUAAGCAGAUUAAAGGAUUAAUGAAAUGGAUAUUUCAAAAUUCCAAUUAAGUGGAAAGGAAUGGCAGUGCCCAGACGAAAAUUGUCAGAAAAAAUUAAGUCGCAAGCAAACACUCAUAACCCAUAUUCAGUGUUAUCAUAAGAACCUUGCUAGUAAUCUUGGUGUAAGCAAGGUUCAACGUACAUACAAAAAGUAUGAAUUUGACUCAUCAGAAUCGGUGCCCAGGAGUACUUAUUUCUGGAAGAAAAGGAAGUUCAGUGACACUGCAAAUAAUGAAGAAGAUAUGGAGCAAGGUCAUAUUCCUUGCAACUCACAAGAAUUAGAUCAUGGAUGUGUUGAUGAUCAAGGUGAAAAUGUUCAAGAAGAAGAGGAAUUAAUACAGAAUUUGCCGACAGAUGUUGACAACUCAUACAGUGAUGAUGAUAUGUCUUUUUCAUCAGAUUUGAGUGUUGGAACUGAUAUUGUAAGCGAGGAUGGAAGCUAUUCUUCUGAUGAACAUGAUGAUGGUCGUGCUGAAAAUGAGGAUAACUCAACAAAAACGAAUGACCCUCCUUUGUAUGUCAUUCCACCUCAACAGCAUCUAUAUAAGAGUUCAGUCACAAAAUCUGAACAUCUGUUAGCUGCUAGUGCAUUAGCCACAAGGCACAAUCUCUCACAAACAGCAAUGUCAGAUAUCCUGGAUUUUAUUCAGCUUCAUAUUCCUGAUGAAAAUAUAGGCGAAACAUCUGUUGCAAAGUUGAAAGAUGAGUGUGGAUUCGGUCCAAAUCAACUUCAAUAUCAUUUAUAUUGUGAUGGUUGCAAAAAAGGCUUUAAUGGGAAUGAGGAUAACUGUCAAACACCUGAAUGCCAAGGAUCAAAAACAAAUCCAGAAUUCAAAAAAUACUUUGUGACCAGCAAACUUGAAGAACAGUUAAAGGAUAUAUUUGAAUGUCCUGGCAUUUGGGAAUUGAUUAAACAUUCAAAUGGACAUAAUCUGCAAAGUGAUAUCAUUUCUGAUAUAAAGAGUGGAUUAGGUUACCAGAAACUCCAACAUCCUGGAGGUUUUCUCCACAUGUCUUCAAACAUCACUCUAACUUUAUUUACAGAUGGCAUACCCUUGUUUAGCAGCUCAUCUGUGUCAUUAUGGCCAGUUUAUCUCCUCAUCAAUGAACUGUCACCCAAAGAACGAUUUCAGAGGACAAAUAUGGUUCUUUGGGGAAUUUGGCAAGGCGUGGGGAAACCAAAAAUGUGCAUGCUUUUACGACACCUUGUCCUUGAUCUCCUUAUUUUAUAUAACUAUGGAGUCACAUUCACAGUGGAAGGACAAACAAUAACAUCAAAAGCCAUGUUGGUUGUUGCUACAAUGGAUCUGCAAGCACGUUCAUAUGUACUGAAUAUGACUCAACAUAAUGGUGUAAAUGGGUGUUUAUAUUGUAAAGAGCCAGGAGUUGUUGUAAGUAGUGGAAAGGGUACCUGCAGAUCAUAUCCUUACAUUAAAACUCCUGUGAUGCGAUCAGAAUCAGAUGCUAGGAAUAGUGCUAAAGCUGCCCGAAUUUCUGGACAAAGAGUUGAAGGCUUUUUUGGUGAAAAUGUUCUUAUGUACUUGCCGUAUUUCUGUAUGACAACAAAUGUGACUAUUGACUAUAUGCAUGGUGCUUUACUAGGAGUGUGCAAAAAACUUCUGCAAUUGUGGUUUGAUAGUAAAAAUAAAACUGAACCUUGGUACAUUGGGGAAAAGAUCAGAAUAAUGGACAAUAUGUUGAAGGAGAUCAAGCCUCCCUACUUUAUACAUAGGCGUCCAAGGAUCCUCUCAAACACUUACUCUCACUGAAAGGCUUCAGAACUUAGAAACUGGUUACUGUUUUUCGCCUUGCCAUGUUUGAAGGGACAUUUACAUGACAUUUACCUUAUGCAUUUCAGCUGUUUGGUCGAGGCAGUAUAUACAUUACUGAGUGAAAGAAUUUCUUCAUCAGAUCUGUUAAGAGCUGAGACAUUACUUAAUGCUUUCUGCUCAAAUAUGUCUUCAUUAUAUGGAAACCACCUAAUGAGCCUUAAUGUGCAUAACCUUACACAUCUUGCAUCUUUUGUUAAAUUAUGGGGGCCUCUUUGGUGUUGGUCGUGCUUUGCAUUUGAAUCAUUUAAUGGUGAAAUAAA
Ostrea edulis (European flat oyster) is the source of this 3394-nucleotide messenger RNA. RefSeq lists its product as uncharacterized. The record is from RefSeq and is a predicted model, not a curated record. Lineage: Eukaryota; Metazoa; Mollusca; Bivalvia; Ostreida; Ostreidae. The coding region runs from base 1287 to 3071 and encodes 594 amino acids. The transcript is spliced from 9 exons.